Messenger RNA from Juglans regia (Persian walnut), 1464 nucleotides. Its product is annotated as serine/threonine-protein kinase UCN-like. The record is from RefSeq and is a predicted model, not a curated record. Gene Ontology annotation, molecular function: ATP binding; protein serine/threonine kinase activity. The transcript has a single exon. Gene Ontology annotation, biological process: protein phosphorylation. The coding region runs from base 87 to 1331 and encodes 414 amino acids. Gene Ontology annotation, cellular component: plasma membrane; cytoplasm; nucleus. NCBI's taxonomy places the organism in Eukaryota, Viridiplantae, Streptophyta, Magnoliopsida, Fagales, Juglandaceae.
ACCAACGCUCAAAACCACCUCUCUGUCUCCCUCUCUCUAUCUCUCUCUUGAGUUCUGUGUCUUUUCUUCUUCGUUCUCUCUGCACAAUGGAUUUACCAGUACCGCAACCCUCGCCGGAACUUCACUUAGAUAACCUUAAAGCUCUCAAAGUCCUCGGUAAAGGUGCCAUGGGCACCGUCUUCCUCGUCCAUGAUAAGACAUCCGACCCUUCUGCCUGCUCUCCCUUCGCCCUCAAGGUCGUCGAGAAAGCUUCCCUCCAUACCAAGCUCGACGCUGCGCGCCGUGCCCGAUGGGAAAUCCGGGUCCUUUCCCGCCUCUCCGACUCCUCCCAUCCAUUCCUACCAUCCCUUCUCGGUUACCUCGACACACACGACUUCCUCGCCUGGGCUGUCCCUUACUGCCCCGGUGGCGACCUCAACGUUCUCCGCUACCGACAAAACGAUCGCGUUUUCUCCCACGCCGUCAUUCGCUUCUACUUGGCCGAGAUCGUCUGCGCUCUCGAUCACCUCCAUCGCAUGGGCAUCGUCUACCGCGACCUCAAGCCCGAGAACGUUCUCAUCCAACAGUCAGGUCACGUAACCCUCACGGACUUCGACCUCUCCAGGAGCUUAUCACCGAGGACGGUCGCGGUUAAGACCUUCAUUUCCACUGAUCAGGCCGCCGAGGAACCACCGGAUAUUCGCCGGAAACACCGGAGGAAUCUGUCACGGUGGAUAACAAUAUUACCCGAUAAUAACAGCAAGAACAAGAAGGGCCUGAAGAAGGCCAAGUCGGCACGGGUCAGCCCGGUCAGUCGACGCAAGCCAAGUUUCUCCGACGGUGAACGGUCCAACUCCUUCGUGGGAACGGAGGAGUAUGUGGCGCCGGAGGUGGUACGGGGCGACGGUCACGAGUUCGCCGUCGAUUGGUGGGCCCUGGGGGUACUAACCUACGAGAUGCUCUACGGUACGACGCCGUUCAAGGGGAAGAACCGGAAAGAAACGUUUCGGAACGUUUUGGUGAAAGCGCCCGAAUUCAUCGGCAAAGGCACGGCCUUAACGGAUUUGAUCGGACGGUUGUUAGAGAAGGACCCCACCAGAAGAUUGGGGUACCUGAGAGGAGCGAGCGAGAUCAAGGGACACGCGUUCUUUCGUGGUGUCAGGUGGGACCUAUUGACGGAUAUAUUACGACCGCCGUUUAUCCCGUCGAGAGACGACGUGGACUUGACGGACCACAUAACGACGGGAGGGCUGGACAUAAAGGACUACUUCCAGAAAUUGAGAUCACCGCCGUCGUUUCCACCAUCACCGUUAUCAGAGCGUCACGAUACCGUUUCGUUACCUGAGUUCUGAUCCAAUGUGCUCGCUCGCACGUGUAAGAAUUUUUUUUUUUUUUUUGGGUCAAAAUUCUGUGUAUUUUUGUGUAUAUAAAAUAACUGUAGAACGUGAAAAAGGGCUUUAGUAAAAGAAGAUUAGUUGUCGCUUA